Messenger RNA from Hemibagrus wyckioides, 936 nucleotides. RefSeq names its product ras homolog family member Q (gene rhoq). Gene Ontology annotation, molecular function: GTPase activity; GTP binding. The record is from RefSeq and is a predicted model, not a curated record. The transcript is spliced from 5 exons. Gene Ontology annotation, biological process: cortical actin cytoskeleton organization; small GTPase-mediated signal transduction. Bases 319 to 936 code for a protein of 205 amino acids. Lineage: Eukaryota; Metazoa; Chordata; Actinopteri; Siluriformes; Bagridae.
UUCUUCCCCCCGCCCGUGUGUGCAGAGUGAGCUGAGCUCGUGGAGUCAGAGGAGACCGAUUUUGUAUUUAGAAAGUAGGCAAAGUAGAACAAUAGAGAAAGGUGUUGAGAAGCACAGAAAGGGCGGUUAUGGGGACAGCAGUGGUUUAGAGAGCACAGGGUGUGUGGGGGCAUCUGAAGACGGGAAAACGCAGAGGGGAGGAGGAGGAGAAGGAGGAGAGACGGCGUGUGAGGCGGUGAGUCAGGCUGAAGCAGCUCUUUAACGGCGAGGGGAAACGGAUCAGGAGCUGACCAUGAUGAUGAUGAUGUGCUGUGUGUCAUGGCCAACGGGACCGGUGCGAUCAUGUUGAAGUGUGUGGUGGUCGGCGACGGCGCCGUCGGCAAAACUUGCCUCUUGAUGAGCUACGCCAACGACGCGUUUCCCGAGGAAUAUGUGCCCACUGUGUUUGAUCAUUACGCAGUGAGUGUGACAGUUGGGGGAAAGCAGUAUCUUCUUGGGCUGUAUGACACUGCUGGUCAGGAGGACUAUGAUCGCCUCCGUCCUUUGUCUUACCCCAUGACGGAUGUCUUCCUGAUUUGUUUCUCGGUGGUGAAUCCAGCCAGUUUCCAGAACGUGAGGGAGGAGUGGGUCCCUGAGCUGCAGGAGUAUGCACCCAACGUCCCCUACCUGCUCAUUGGCACUCAGAUUGAUCUGAGAGAUGACCCCAAGACUAUCACCAAGUUGAAUGAUGUGAAGGAGAAGCCCAUAGUGACAGAACAAGGGCAGAAACUGGCGAAGGAGAUUGGUGCCUGCUGUUACGUGGAGUGCUCAGCCCUGACACAGAAAGGCUUGAAGACAGUGUUUGACGAGGCCAUUAUCGCCAUUCUGGCUCCCAAGAAAGGUGUGUUAAAGCGACGUCUCGGUCCACGGUGCAUCAACUGCUGCCUUAUCACGUGA